CCCGCGCACAUCAAGAAUGGCAGACCUUGGCAGCAACGCGACGAGAAUCCUCCGCGUGAAGCUGAACAAAGCGACCAACCUCGUAGCCGCCGACUACCACAUUCCUGGCCUAGUUGAAGGAAAAAGCGACCCGUACGUGGUCCUCCGCAUCGGCGAUCAAAGGUUCAAGAGCACGUGCAUUUCGUCGACGUUGAAUCCUGUGUGGGGAUAUGAAGCGUUCGUGUUUCAUCUGACUGAGCGCGACAUGUACACAGCCGCACUGAUCGUGGAAGUAUACGACCAUGACUUGAUCAAAACGGACGACUUGAUCGGGACCACGUAUAUUGCGCUCGCCCAGUACGAAAUGGAGCAAGGAGGUGUUGUCGAGGCGGCGUGGCCGCUGGAUAUCCCGGACGGUUUUGCCAAACAGAACGUCGAGAGUGUUCUCCACGUGACCGUGGAGGUCCUGACUGCCGACGACAACCAAGAUCAGAUUGUCGAAUCCAUGCUCGAGACUCAAUCGUGGUCAAUACUCCAAGGCUGGCGGCAUCUGUCCAAGGAGUACACGUCGCAACCAGUGAUUCCCCAGGGAUUUGAGUCGGCGUUGGGGUGGGUCGUCACGUUGCAUCCGUACAGCGGUCCAGACAUCAUCGAUGACCUCGACAUGGACGGAUGGUUCUAUGCGUCGUCACUCAAAGGCCCGUGGUACAAAAGUACCAAGAACCAUCCAACGGCCGUGUACCGCAAACGAGAGUGGACACGGUCAUACACGAAGGCCCGCGCCGCCUCCCAGUACCAAACCAAGGAGCAGGACGACACCAUCGACGCAAUCCUGCAACGGUAUGGGCUCUCCGACGAAUCCACGUCCAUGAAGAAGAAGCGAUCAUAACGCCCUCGUGAAUUGGUUGUUUCCGUCGUCCAUACUAGGUAAGAGGGUCGGUAGAGUAGGUUUGCGUUGCUCAGCAACGUUUCAGUGGGGCUCGUCAUGAUGGAGCAACUGCAAGUGGAGUUGGUAGAUCGUGUUCGAGAGUUGCCGAACGAAUUGGCAAGUGAAACACCGUUGUUGCAAUCUUGACCCUGGUGGUUGUGGCCGUUGCCCAGCAACGAAAAUUCAAAUUUUGACUAUUUCCUCUCCAUGUGGCGAAUGCAUAGCCGUUGCACAGCAACGCUAAACUAGCAAAUGCUGUGCGCAGUGUCAAAUGCAUGGCCGUUGCUCAGCAACAAAUUGUAACUUGAAGCAACGAAAUGUUG
Molecule: messenger RNA, 1230 nt
Organism: Aphanomyces invadans
Lineage: Eukaryota; Oomycota; Saprolegniomycetes; Saprolegniales; Verrucalvaceae
Exons: 1
Coding region: 17-868 (283 amino acids)
Source: RefSeq, a predicted model, not a curated record